Molecule: messenger RNA, 2885 nt
Organism: Sphaeramia orbicularis (orbiculate cardinalfish)
Lineage: Eukaryota; Metazoa; Chordata; Actinopteri; Kurtiformes; Apogonidae
Gene: wdfy1
Product: WD repeat and FYVE domain containing 1
Exons: 12
Coding region: 66-1298 (410 amino acids)
Biological process (GO): positive regulation of toll-like receptor 4 signaling pathway; positive regulation of toll-like receptor 3 signaling pathway
Cellular component (GO): early endosome
Molecular function (GO): protein binding; metal ion binding
Source: RefSeq, a predicted model, not a curated record
CCUCCUUUACUGGCGAGUGAGGAGGAAAACCAGCUGAAGGAAAACACUGUUGUCUAGUUCAAACCAUGGCUGCGGAGAUUCAUUCGAGGCCCCAGACCGCAAGACCGGUUCUUUUGAAUAAGAUUGAAGGGCACUCAGACACUGUCAAUGCGGCCGUUUUAAUACCAAAAGAAGAUGGGGUGAUCACGGUCAGCGAGGACAGAACCAUUCGAGUGUGGCUGAAACGAGACAGUGGUCAGUACUGGCCAAGCAUCUACCACACAGUUUCCUCUCCAUGCUCUUGCAUGUCGUACCACCAUGACAGCAGACGCAUCUUCAUAGGCCAGGACAAUGGAGCUGUUGUGGAGUUUCUCAUCUCUGAAGAUUUCAAUAAGAUGAACCACGUCAAAACAUAUCCAGCUCACCAGAACCGUGUGUCAGAUAUGGUGUUUUCCCUUGAGAGCGAGUGGGUGGUGAGCACUGGCCAUGACAAGAGUGUGAGCUGGAUGUGCACCCACAGUGGCAGCAUGCUGGGAAGACACUACUUCACUGCUUGGGCUUCCUGCCUACAAUACGAUCACGAGACGCAGCAUGCUUUUGUUGGAGAUUACUCUGGACAGAUCACGCUGCUGAAGCUGGAGAAGCAAACAUACUCCACUAUUACCACACUGAAGGGUCAUGAAGGCAGUAUAGGAGCCCUGUGGUGGGAUCCGGUCCAGAGGCUGCUGUUCUCUGGGGCCUCUGAUCACAGUGUCAUCAUGUGGGACAUCGGGGGCCGUAAAGGGCGAACGCUACUAUUACAGGGACACCAUGAGCGUGUCCAGGCCUUGCGUUACCUCCAGUUGACAAGGCAGUUGUUGUCAUGCUCAGCUGACGGAGGCAUCGCAGUGUGGAACAUGGACACACAAAGAGAAGAGGCGCCUCAAUGGUUAGACAGCGACUCAUGUCAGAAGUGUGAGCAGCCUUUCUUCUGGAACAUCAAGCAGAUGUGGGACACCAAGACCUUGGGUCUCAGACAGCACCACUGCAGGAAGUGUGGCAAAGCUGUUUGUGGAAAAUGCAGUUCAAAACGUUCCACGUUCCCACUCAUGGGCUUCGAAUUCCCUGUGCGAGUGUGUGAUGCCUGUUUUGACACCAUCAAAGAAGAAGAUCGGACACCGUUGGCCACGUUCCAUGAGGGGAAACACAACAUCGCUCACAUGGACAUGGACCCAUCCAGAGGCCUGAUGGUCACAUGUGGAAGCGACCGUAUUGUUAAGAUCUGGGAUAUGACGCAGGUGGUUGGCUGUAGCUUAGCAACAGGCUUCUCUCCGCGCUGAUUGGUCCAGCCCACUACAUGGUCCCUGUUCUUGUGCUCCACCCACUCUUCCAGUGUCAUGGAAACCCCUCUGUACAGUACACCUACCCGUCACGCCUGGGCUCUACGGCUACAACCAGGCCUGCUCUCUGUGAAUGUUCAAGUGUGUGUAUGUUGACAGUGAAGCCCUCUACAUUCUUUUCACCUCUCAUAACAAAUUCUCCUUUAAUUCCACUAAGCAUCAGUCUUACAUGUGUGUGACUGAUGACUUUUUGCUCUGAUUCAAAACAAAAAUCUGAAGCACAAUGACGUGUGUGUGUAAAUGUGUGCAUGUAUUGUAAUUAUUUCUCCAAUGGGAGGAAUGGUAUUGAUAUUAGUGUUUACAUUCUAUAUUUCUGAUGCUUCUUUUGACAAAGGUCAUUUUUAAUACCCUUGCACAGUAAAGAUAGCUUUCAAAGAAAUCGCUGACCCUUCCUGUACAAACAUACACUAGCCUGCUUAUUAAUGUGGCCCACUAACUGCAUAGUACUCAGUCACUGUAACAUGUAAAAAUCCCCAUCAUCUGUAUAUAUUCCCCCAGCAUUUAAGGUAGAUAGUGGCUUGAAAUUACUUUCUCUCUACCCCCCCCACACCUCUCUGUCUUUGUAAUUUCUUUUUCACUAGUUGGCCUUAAAUCACUCUCAGGAGGUUUUACAUUUCACUUUUCGGGGCUCUUCAUAUCAGACGUGACCAUUGCUAAUGUGUAAACGCUUAGGUAAUCCAUUCGAGAAGUCUCUUUCUCGAAAGAUGAAGGAAAUCUUUCUUUCCACUUGAAAUCGCUGCCGUAAAAGUCUAAUCCAGUUGUCAGGUGUGAGGCAUCCUGGGAGCAGACUGCAGCCUACUAGAGAGGCACCAGUCAGAAUACCCUUAAAAGUUUUAUUAGGUGUGAUCAAACUUGUGCUAACUACUUUUCAUCUCUAAUUAAAGAACAUUUAGAUCACAACUUUUCCUCUAAUGCAGAAUUGGAUUUCCUCUUCCCACAGAGGCACUUAGGUACUGGACAGGUACUCAAAAUAAAAUGUAGCACUAAAUACUGGCAUGCUGUAGUCAUUCCUGGCUAAAUUGCAGGUCAGAUCAGGGCAGCAAGUGUUCCUUCAAAAGCCUUAAAGAGAGAAGGCCACACAAACACAAAGCCUUCUUAAUAGUUUGUCGGUGCUUACGACUGUUUGCUCAUGCUCUUUCACUCACUCAUGCACUCACCUUGCAAAGCUCUGGAUGUCUGUGUUCUUUUCAUUCUGUCCAUUUUGAAAUUCCUUUCUUCUUCCCCCUCACAUCCAGUAUUUCUCAUCGUGCUCUCACCACUGCGCUGAAUUGCACAACUCAUGGUUUUGUCUUUGACUUAAACAGCAUUUUUGUAAGCUUUGAUCUGGGAGAGACGAUAGCUGGAUUUGAUGUAGCGUCCUUGUAUAUAGUGGCUAAUAUCUUCUAAUGUUAGACUAACGCUUGCCUUAUUGUAAGGGGAAUAAUGAGCAUUAUAAUGUUGGAAUUCCUAAUUUCAAAAUGUAGUCACAUUCCAGUUUUUUGAUCAUGUAGUGUAUAUUUAUAUUUGUAGUAAAGUAUUUAUCUAUUA